AUGCCUAUCAUAGAAGAGAUAUCCAAGGGACCAGAAGUGGGGACUAUCGACGCAUUCGAUGAAGCGAUCGAACUCCUGUCGAAGGAUCUGCCUAUUCCAACCGAAUUCAUGGCAGACGAUGUCCCUACCGACCCGGAGAAAGUGGCGAAGCUCAAGGAGUGGAAGAAUGCGACUGAGAUGCAUUUGUACAAGCUGCAAGAGUAUCUUCGUACGAAACCGGAGCUGGAGCUGGAGCAGCGAACACGGGUCGUCAUCUCUGCUGGGUUGUUACGUGGUGAGGACAGCUUCUCGACAUCGACGAUGCAGCU
Dacryopinax primogenitus is the source of this 308-nucleotide messenger RNA. RefSeq lists its product as uncharacterized. The record is from RefSeq and is a predicted model, not a curated record. The transcript is spliced from 2 exons. Lineage: Eukaryota; Fungi; Basidiomycota; Dacrymycetes; Dacrymycetales; Dacrymycetaceae. The annotation marks the transcript as partial.